Molecule: messenger RNA, 768 nt
Organism: Tachyglossus aculeatus (Australian echidna)
Lineage: Eukaryota; Metazoa; Chordata; Mammalia; Monotremata; Tachyglossidae
Gene: CD40LG
Product: CD40 ligand
Exons: 5
Coding region: 1-768 (255 amino acids)
Biological process (GO): immune response
Cellular component (GO): membrane
Molecular function (GO): tumor necrosis factor receptor binding
Source: RefSeq, a predicted model, not a curated record
AUGAACGAAGUCUACAGUCAGCCUUCUCCGCGGUCAGUCAACACUGGAUCUCCCGCCACUAUGAAAUUUCUCCUGGGUUUUCUCACUGUCUUUGUCACCGCUCAGAUCAUCGCGACGGCCCUUUUUGGUAUAUAUCUUCACAGGAGGUUGGAUAAGGUAAAAGAUGAGAUGAGUCUUCACGAAGAUUAUGUGUUCAUGAAGACGGUACAAAAAUGUCACAAUGGAGGGGCAUCCUCAACAUUACUGAACUGCGAAGAGAUUAGGAACAGGUUCCAAAAGCUUCUUGAGGGUAAGGAGAAAGAGGAGAGAGGAGAGGCAUUUCUAAAGCAAACAGAUGAACAGAAGCACCCAAUUGCAGCUCAUCUUAUAGGGGUGAAAAAUAAUGAGUCAGCAUCUGUUUUACAGUGGAUGAAGAAGGGGCGUUUCACCAUGAGCCAUUUGCUAUCCUACAAGGCUGGGAAGCUGACAGUCGAGAGGCCGGGACUCUACUAUAUCUACGCCCAAGUCGGCUUCUGCUCCAAAGACGAAGCCACGGACAAGGAGCCGUUUGUGACUUACCUUUACCUGAGCCAGAAGAGUGGAGCCGUGAGUCCUUUACUCAAGGGAGCCAAUUCCCAGACAUCAACUCAACACUGUGGUCUUCAGUCCAUUCACAUAGGAGGCGUCUUUGACCUGCAACGAGGCGUCUCGGUGUUCGUUAAAGUGACCAAGUCGAGUCAAGUAUUUUAUGAUUCUGAAUUGACGUAUUUCGGCUUAAUUAAACUAUGA